UAGAAAAGAAAAUCAUUGUUUGUAAUCUGUAUUUUUUUUUUCUUUUUAAGUUUCAAAACGCAAAAAUUAGGAAAGAAAAAUCUCCCUAAUCAGAAUUCCCAAUCUGGAACACAACGUCACAAUCCCAGUUCCAAGUUUUAUCUGCUCACUGUCACUAUCAUCUCACCACCGGUGCCGGAAUCUCACGCUAUCCGAAAAUUAAGUGAAUUGCUUACACAUUUAAGUACUGAUGGUAUUUCUUUGCUGGAGUCGUCCAUCUCAUGAAGAGCAGAAAGCAUGUAUCAACAAGUCUGGUUCCUUUAACUAUGAUAAUAAAUUCAGAGGAGCUACAGAAAAACCUGCUAUUCAACUUAAGCAAGACAAGGAGCUUGCAAAAGAUGGUUUCUCUGUUAAUUAUGCACGUGUUUUAGUGGGUUCAGGCGUCGAGACUUUUGAGAAGGGAAAGACUGCUCUUCAAAGUUGGAGGCACUUUGGGUUGAAUUGGGCUUUUGUUGAUCCAAAAGCUCCAAUUCAAAGUGGGACAAAGUUCUGUGUUUGUGUGAAGGAGUUGUUCCCGUGGCUUAUGAUGCCUUUACAGGUGGUUUAUGUCAAUGAGAAUAAGAACUUGAAAAAGGGGGUGGCCUCAUUUAGUUUUGGCAGUGGAACUCUGCAAGGACAUUUACUGGCUGGUGAAGAACGUUUUUCCAUAGCAUUGGACGAGAACAACCAAGUUUGGUAUGAAAUACUUUCCUUCUCAAAGCCUGCACAUUUGCUGUCACUUUUUGGAUACCCAUAUGUACUACUCAGGCAAAAGUACUUUGCUCAUCAUUCGGGUAGUGCAGUGAGGAAACAUCUAUCAGCUUAAAAUAUGUAUAGUGCACUGAGGAAACAUAGCUUAAAAUAUGUGGGACUAUAGCUGCCAGUUCCCAUUAUAGAUAGAAAGCUCUAGUUGUAAAAGAUUCCCUUCCAUAAUUGUAUUGGUUUUUGAUCUCAUGUUUUUUGCAUGAUAUGCCACCUUGUUGCCGAUACUCAUUAGCUGGAUAAUGAUUUUGACAAAAUUAAGGGAAUGCGUAGAAGAAAAUCUACGCAUAAGGACCUUGUAAUGAGUACCGUUUCAGGAUAAGGUCAUUCGAUUCCGUGUA
Nicotiana attenuata is the source of this 1121-nucleotide messenger RNA. RefSeq names its product UPF0548 protein At2g17695. The coding region runs from base 230 to 844 and encodes 204 amino acids. The record is from RefSeq and is a predicted model, not a curated record. NCBI's taxonomy places the organism in Eukaryota, Viridiplantae, Streptophyta, Magnoliopsida, Solanales, Solanaceae. The transcript is spliced from 5 exons.